Molecule: messenger RNA, 1150 nt
Organism: Mizuhopecten yessoensis (Yesso scallop)
Lineage: Eukaryota; Metazoa; Mollusca; Bivalvia; Pectinida; Pectinidae
Exons: 11
Coding region: 75-1070 (331 amino acids)
Source: RefSeq, a predicted model, not a curated record
UCUGAUAAGAAUGUCUGGACAUUCCUGUACACACUAUUGUCUAUAUAUGUCUACCAACCAACGUUAAACAAGUCAUGGAUAUCACCGUUAUAUAUUAUUAUCAAGCAUGGGCGUCUAUAUUUAUUGCAUUUGUUGCAGCACAAAGUGGCCCAUUGUGCUAUAAUUGUGACAGACUUCCCAAACAACGUGACUGCAAUACUAUUGUCCAGUGUGGACCAAAUGAGAGGUGUUAUGGCGAACAUUACGUCACUUCCGGUGCAGUCCAGAUGUUCCGUUCAGGAUGCAAGGAUACGGCUCACUGUUCCAGGAAAAAGAAAAAGUCGGAAUCAACUCUGUGCACGUCGUGUUGUACACGUGACUACUGUAACAUACAACUCUGCGACAGACCAAUACAGUUGGGUAAAAGGUGUCUUGCAUGUGAUGACGUCAUUGAUCCACGAAUGUGUACACGUGACAUACAAUGUGAUGCCGAUCAGAUGUGUUACGCAGAAGAGAUUUACAAUGUUAACAAAGAGAAGCGCUAUCGUCUAGGCUGUGCACCGAAAUUGAGUUGUGGAUAUUUCGGUGCUCCACAAAUUGGCCGGCGACACGUGACGGGUUCGAGCCACUCACGGGCGACUACGUCAUACUGUGGACAGUGCUGCGACACUGGGAAAAACUGUAACCGUGAUCUGUGUCGCACAGGUGCCGUCGGAUAUGACCUGUUGAUGCCACCUCCUCUACAGAACUGUUUCGACUACGACAGUUCUUACUGCGCAGGUCUGAUAGCGUCUGACCCGUUGGCAUGUAACGAGCGUACGGUCCGCUAUCUCAUGUGUCCUAGGAGCUGUAGCGUCUGUUCGGGAGCCGGAGGUAUCCCUGGAAACCAGGCAACCACUGCAGUCCAACCGAAAACGACAGCGACACCAAGCGGCCAAUGUCCGCCAAAGUUCGAACUGCAACGUUGUCAGGUGAUUGAUUGUGCUAUCGGCUUGUGUGCUGACCCUAUCCUACGACCACUAUGUCCGGAGUACUGUUCAGGCUUGUGUAUAGCCGUGGAUUGUUCAAAUACUAAAUUUGCUAAUACCUAAAGUUAAUUUCGAUCAAAGGUUAAUGCAUACAUUAUGUUCUUUGUCCAAAGUUCUGUACAUCCUUCCAAUAAAUUAUUUGU